AUGCCUGCCUCUUUCCCACAGUUUGUGACGGAGGCAAUUAUCGGACCUUUUCUGGAUCCUCCCAGUGUUAAAUGUUUGAAAGAAGGUUUGAAGGUGAAGCAUCCGAUGGUGUUUGUGUCGGGGAUUGUAACCGGUGGACUUGAGCUGUGGGAAGGGCAUCAGUGUACGGAUAGAUUGUUCCGAAAGAGGCUUUGGGAUGGGACGUUUGGCAAAGUCUAUAAGAGAUCUUCAUGCUGGGUGCAACAUAUGUCUUUGGAUAACAAAACAGGGAUGGAUCUAUCGGGUAUACUGGUCAAACCCGUGAGUAGACUUUUAGCUGCUGACUACUUUGCUCCAGGAUAUUUUGUAUGGGCUGUUUUGAUAGCUAACUUAGCUCGUGUUGGGUAUGAAGAGAAGAACAUGUCCAUGGUUGCAUAUGAAUGGAGGCUCUCUUUUCAAAAUACAGAGAGACCAAUCAUUGAGCAGGAUCAAGAGAAAUAUAGAACUAAUGGUUGCUACAAAUGGUGGGAUAAGGCGGGUGUGAUUCCACAUUCAAUGGGUGUUAGCUACUUUUUACAUUUCAUGAAGUGGGUGGAAGUACCAGCUCCGAUGGGUGGUGGUGGUGGUGGACCAAAUUGGUGUGCUAAACACAUAAAGGCAGUGAUGAACAUUGGUGGACCUUUCUUAUGUGUCCCAAAAGUUGUAGCUGGCCUUUUGUCUGCUGAAGCCAAUGAUAUUGCAUCUGCCAAGUUUAUAUUUUUUUUACAUUAUCUCUCUCUCUCUCACACACACAUGGUUGUGGUGAACACAUGGCAGACCAUUGAAAGAAGAAUAUACGUCGACUUUACUCUUUGUGAUGGUACUCCGGGGACUACUUUCUUGCUCCUGAAAUUUUUGCCAGUGACUGGCAACAAGAAUGAUCUUAACACCUCUGUUGGCAUUAUUGAAGCUUGUGACUCUGCUUCAGCAAACUUUAGGUACCAUCUAUAG
Messenger RNA from Lactuca saligna, 969 nucleotides. Lineage: Eukaryota; Viridiplantae; Streptophyta; Magnoliopsida; Asterales; Asteraceae. The record is from the annotation of a GenBank genome assembly.